CACUCGAUGUCUCAUUCCACCACGAUCAAGCCUGCCGGGAGGGGGUAUCUGUUCAGCGGCUCCACAGCAAGCAUUUCAUCUGGAAACUUGAACGGAAUUUAUAUUUAUAACUAACACCGUCGUUUUAUUUAUUUAAAGUAAACGUCAUCGUCUUUAUAAGUCUGUAUACGUCACUGAAAGUCGUUAUUUGUACAGAAAAGGAAGUUAACGUAAGAGCAAAGCAGGGCCGAGCUAACAAAGAAAAUCCUUUCUCUUCAGAAAUAAUCCCCCACUUCUCUCUUUAGUUAUGAGUCAUGUGGUCGUUGAUAAUCCACACGGUCUAGAUCAGCAGCUUGCUGCCCUAGACUUGAACUCUGCUGACGGACAAGGCGGAGGAACUGGCAGGCGUUACAUUCCACCACAUCUGAGAAACAAGGAUGCUUCUAAAAAUGCAGGAAAUGCUUAUUCCGCUGCUAGACAGUGCGGUUAUACAGUGGCACCAGUAAAUCUCUUUUCUUCUAAACAGUACCCACAACCAUGGCAGGCAGAGUGUCAGCCAAGACAAAGCAAUAACUAUACUUCAGGAUGGGAUGACUGUGCGAUCGGUUACCCAAGACUGGCCUCUCAAGAGCUUGCCUUUUACCAUGCCUACAAUGGGGGUUGGCGAAACAGAAGUGCCGCGUCCUCUGCCUGCACUGAUAACUGUGUGGCCACCAAUGGGAACGAUGACACAGCCAGCGUACGCAGCUGGGCAGACCAUUGUGAUUCACCUGGAUGGGACGCCGGACGCAGCAAUGGAUUUGUGAAUGGUUACCAUGACAACCGCACAAAUGGGGGCUUUGGAGGCCGAGGACCCCCUCGCAAUGAUAGAGGUGGGCGAGGCGCCUACCGUGGUAACAGGGGUGGAGGCUCGUUUAAUCAACCAUUACAGAAUGCAGGGUUUGGUAAUUAUGAAAACAAAGAUGGCAACUGGGGAGGCCCUCCCAGGGAUGCUACCUACAACAGCUUUGGAGGACGUAAUGAUCGGUCCAAGACCGGCUUCUUCAAUGACCGUGGGGCAGGGUCAAGGGGAAGAUAUGAGCGUGGGGGCUUUUCUAGUGGAGGAAACACUCGCUGGGUGGAGGACGUCAGAGAAGAGGACUGGUCCAAGCCAACUGCUCCCAACGAGCGUCUGGAACACGAGCUUUUCUCUGGAAGCAACACUGGGAUAAACUUUGAGAAAUACGAUGAUAUUCCCGUGGAGGCCACUGGAAGCAAUUGCCCUCCCCACAUUGAAAGCUUCCAUGACGUGGACAUGGGGGAGAUCAUCAUGGGGAACAUUACUUUGAGUCGUUACACUCGCCCCACUCCAGUGCAGAAGCAUGCGAUCCCCAUCAUCAAGUCCAAGAGAGAUCUGAUGGCCUGUGCCCAGACAGGCUCUGGUAAGACUGCUGCCUUUCUCCUGCCAGUGCUGAGUCAGAUCUAUACUGACGGACCAGGAGAUGCUCUGCAGGGCCCCAAGAACGCUGCACAGGAGAAUGGAAGGUAUGGCCGCCGUAAGCAGUACCCCAUCUCUCUGGUCCUGGCUCCAACCAGAGAACUGGCUCUGCAGAUCUAUGAUGAAGCCAGAAAGUUUGCCUAUCGCUCCCGGGUGCGUCCCUGUGUGGUGUACGGAGGAGCUGACAUUGGACAGCAGAUCAGGGACUUGGAGAGAGGCUGCCACCUGCUGGUUGCCACGCCUGGACGUCUGGUUGAUAUGAUGGAAAGAGGCAAGAUUGGCCUGGACUAUUGCAACUACCUGGUCCUGGAUGAGGCUGAUCGUAUGUUGGACAUGGGUUUUGAGCCCCAGAUCCGACGCAUUGUGGAGCAGGACACCAUGCCACCUAAAGGCAUCCGUCAGACUAUGAUGUUCAGUGCCACCUUCCCCAAGGAGAUCCAGAUUCUGGCUCGUGACUUCCUGGAGGACUACAUUUUCCUGGCGGUGGGCCGUGUCGGUUCCACCUCAGAGAACAUCACCCAGAAGGUGGUGUGGGUGGAGGAGACUGAUAAGAGGUCCUUCCUCCUUGAUCUGCUGAACGCCACAGUUAUUCCCAGUGAGGUUCAGGAAAAUGUGACAGAGGCCCCGGAGAAGCCGGGCAAAGACUCGCUGACUCUCGUGUUUGUGGAAACCAAGAAGGGAGCUGAUGCUCUGGAGGACUUCCUGUACCACGAGGGUUAUGCCUGCACCAGCAUCCACGGAGACCGAUCCCAGAGAGACCGAGAGGAGGCUCUGCACCAGUUCAGGUCUGGACGCUGCCCCAUCCUGGUGGCCACAGCUGUGGCUGCUCGAGGUCUGGACAUCUCCAACGUGAAGCACGUCAUUAACUUUGAUCUGCCCAGUGACAUUGAGGAGUACGUUCACCGUAUCGGCCGUACGGGGCGUGUGGGCAACCUUGGUUUGGCCACGUCGUUCUUUAACGACAAAAACAGCAACAUAACCAAAGAUUUGCUGGACAUCCUGGUGGAGGCCAAGCAGGAGGUUCCCUCCUGGCUUGAGAGCCUGGCCUAUGAGCACCAGCACAAGAGCAGCAACCGCGGACGCUCCAAGAGGUUCUCUGGCGGAUUCGGAGCCAGAGAUUACCGUCAGACGUCCGGGGGUGGAGGAAGCUUCAGCAGCAACCGUGGAGGACGAAACACUGGAGGCCAUGGAGGAAACCGCGGCUUUGGUGGAGGUGGCUUUGGCGGCAACUUCUACAGCAACGAUGGCUACGGAGGAAACUACAGCCACUCUGGUAGUGUGGAUUGGUGGGGCAACUAGUCACCAUAGGAAUAGGUUGCCCAGCCAACCAAGCCCAAUGGAAACCACAUGUUAACUUAAGCCAGACCAUACCAAACCCUCCCUGUGUAGCUUCACUGACACACAGUACAUUACCAACCCUGGUUCUCUGCCAUUCGCUUCUCUCUCCAAGAAGUGCAGCACGACGCGAAGGAAAGUCACCACCAGCAGCAGCGGCAGCAGCAGCACGUGCACACGCACACGCCGAGAGCGCAGAGACUCGCACACCUCAGAGUGAGCAUGGAUGCUGACAUGCAUUGUCCGAUAGCAACUUCGGACUUUCAUUGUUCAAAGUAUUUUUGUUCUUUUUGUGGAAAAAACCCAAUCGAAUAACCUGAGGAUCAUUUGUAUGUUAAUGUACUGUGCCUUUGGAUUAAAACAGGAAAUCUAUGUUUUCAUUUCACCAGACGAACAUGGCCAAGAGCUCUAAAAAUUUGAUUUGACAAUUCUUUUGUUUGGUGAAACUAUUAGGAAGUUAAACUAAGCUUGGACUUGAACAAACCUUGGCAAACACUGAGGUAUUGUGGCUCUGAGCCAUGAUUCCAUUUGAACUUCAAAUUUAUCGCAGGAACAUCAUGUAGCCUUUUGUAGUGGAACAGCUAAUGGAGCAUUUCUCCAUCGAAUCAAACUGGGCCACUCUGCGAAGCAACUGUAUUUGAGCCCUCCAAAGGGACAAAGUUACAUUUGUGUUUCUUUUUUCUUUUGUUUUGCUCACUCUAUCCUGGACAGGCUCCUUUAAACGGGUGUGACAGUCAUUCCUAUCCAAAUCUUAAACACGGAAGUCGUUAAAGUUCGGCGCCAGCAAGCGCUGAUGUUUAAACCUGCUGGAAACUUGUUACUCCACAUUUUUCAAUUGACUCGACAGUGUUACGGCAGCUAGUAUGUGACCGAGUGCUAGCUACACUAAGCGGGCGGUGUUUUUUGUUUCUUUUUACUUGAGACAUUUUUGGUGCCGGCAUGUGCAAAAUUGAAAAACCGGGUUGGUUUUUCGAUUUUUUUUUUUUCCGAGUAGUUUAUCUACAAAUAUGUAUCAAACAAAAAAUGCCUGCCAUCUUGAUGUGAAGUUCAAAAUGGCUGCAUAAAGGACCACAGCAUCGGGGGGGCACAGCGUGGUGUUAGUGUUUAACCAUGAGGCCCAGAUGGUAUUCUACGCUGCAAGUGUUUUGUUUUUUGGUCAAGGAAGGAAAGACACGAGAACUGAGUCGCAGGCUUAACUUAAUUACCAAACGUUUUCUCUUUUCAAGCUGCGUUGGAGGCACGGUUCAUCUUAAAGGAGAGACGGGCAUUUCUGAUGAUCACUGAGGUUCAAACAGCCGGGAGCCGGGCGCUCGGCAGCACUCCCAACACUCGGGGGCA
Messenger RNA from Cheilinus undulatus (humphead wrasse), 4129 nucleotides. It is a transcript of the gene ddx3xa, whose product is annotated as DEAD-box helicase 3 X-linked a. The coding region runs from base 287 to 2755 and encodes 822 amino acids. The transcript is spliced from 23 exons. Gene Ontology annotation, cellular component: nucleus; P granule. Gene Ontology annotation, molecular function: ATP binding; RNA helicase activity; RNA binding. Lineage: Eukaryota; Metazoa; Chordata; Actinopteri; Labriformes; Labridae. Gene Ontology annotation, biological process: gamete generation; cell differentiation. The record is from RefSeq and is a predicted model, not a curated record.